GUCAAGUCGAGUGCUGAACACUUCUUAAGUUCAAGAUCUUAGAGGAAGUGUCAGACAUCAUCCUUUACACCAACACUGACUACAUGGGAACUUUUCUCGACAAGUUUCCUGGGAAGUGAACAGGUUUUAACUUUCUCUGAGCGCACUCUUGUCUUCGUUUCACUUUAGUCCUCGUGUAAAUCUGUGUUUCUGUCCGUAAGCGUUUGUCAGCUGUAGUUUAGGGCGAUGUCAGGAGAGCUGAGGCCCCGACUGUGUGUGUUAGAGAAGGGCAGCGACGGCUAUGGCUUCCACCUGCACGGGGAGAAGAACAAAGCGGGUCAAUUCAUCCGCCUGGUGGAACCUGACUCUGCGGCCGAGCUGUCGGGUCUGAGGGCCGGGGACAAACUGGCGUUCGUUAACGGUGAGAGUGUGGAGGGUGAGAGCCACCAGCAGGUCGUGUCCCGGAUACGAACCGUGACGGGCAAGCUGGAGCUUAUCGUCGUGGACUCCGAGACGGCCGAGUAUCUCAAAAAACACAACCUGACAUGCAAGAAGGAGUUCGUCAGUGAAGGAGUGCCGAGACCAGGGGACCAACCGGGGGGCCAACCGGGGGACCAACCGGGGGACCAACCGGACACCGCCGCACAGGAGAGCAACGGCACCGCCACGGAGUCCAGCCCUGCUCCUGCUUCUACCCCUUCUCCUGCCCCUUCUCCUUCUCCUACCCCUGUCCCUGCUGCUAACGGAAGCAUGGGCCUCGACACACUCAGCCUGAGCUCCAAGGAUUCGAAGAAUGAGCUGCGUCCCCGUCUCUGCCACAUGAAGAAGGGAGCCACAGGUUAUGGCUUCAACCUGCACAGCGAGAAGUCCAAAUCAGGCCAGUAUAUCAGGGCGGUGGAUGAGGACUCCCCAGCUGAGAAAUCUGGACUUCGACCCCAAGAUAAAGUAGUGCAGGUGAACGGCAUACCCGUUCAGGGCUUCCAGCACUCUGAGGUGGUGGCUGCCAUCAAGGCAGGAGGAGAUGAGCUGCGGAUGCUGGUGGUGGAUCCAGAAACGGAAGCCUUCUUCAGCAGCUGCCAGGUUCUUCCCACUGAGGAGCACCUCACAGGCCCUCUUCCUGAACCUUAUGGCAGCAGAGAUGCUGAUGAAAAGGUGAAGGAGGAAGCAGUUCAGGAAGCCAUGCCGGUGUCAGCGAGUCCCACUCCAUCCAACGCUUCCUCCACCGCAUCUAUCCCUGCUGAGACGGCCAACACUCCCCCAUCACAGGAGAAGGCAGUGGAGAAGAGCGCGAAUGCAGCCUCGUCGCUGGAUCUGAACAUUUCCCUGCAGCAGGCUAAAGAGCGCGCGCACCAGAAACGAUCCAACAAGAGAGCGCCACCUAUGGACUGGAGCAAGAGGAGUGAAGUGUUCAGCAACCUCUAAAGCAGCGGUUUUCUCCACCACCAUCACGCAUCGUCUUCUUUAGAUUUCCUUUAUUUAUAAAGUCCACACUUCCGUCUCACUCAUGAGGCCAGCUCUUCUGAUUUAUACAGACAGCUGUUAAGCAGAAGGGAAGCGGGAAAAAGCAACUUCCUGGAUUAACAAAGCAUGAAAUCACAUGUUAGAAAGAAUUGCUGGAUUUGUUUUUUUUGUUUUUUGGUCCCACAAUUUCUGUUCGAGUCUCAACAACCCCACACACACACACACACACUCACACACCCUCAGAUGAACAUUUAACGCCAGUGUUAUUUUGUCACUUGUUUUUAUUGAUCUUUAUAGGCAUUUUAUUGAACUAUGAUAGAAAUCAAAUUUGUGAUCUGAUAUUACUUUAUGUACAGUGUAGAUGUAAUUAAUGCACAAUUUUUUUUCCUGUUCACGCUGUUCAUAAAGGUGUGUGUGUGUGUGUGUGUGUGUGUUCGCACCACCAGUUCAUUAUACUGUACAUGCAUCUGUCCUGUCGAAAUAACGUUAAUGUUCAGAGCAGUUUUUAUCGUGUAAUAUUACACUUUAUAAUGCUGUGUGGUGUGAAAGCUUUUGUCUGUGAGUCUUACUUUUUUUUUUUUUUUUUAAGCUGUAAAUCAUAAAUUAUAUGGAGAAAUCGCUAAAACAGAGCUAUACACUCUGACUAACCUAGAACAUGUGGUUAGUUUUCUGACUGAAGGAGGAAAAGCACUGUUUUUUUUUUUUUUUUUUUUUUUUUUUUUUCUUUAUCAUAAGAUUUGUGUAAAUUAGUCUAAUGGUCUAAUCACAUCCAUAUUCUCAGUCGCGCAAAGUAAUAGGGCACAUUAUACUUCUGAUGGAAGAGCUUUUGAUUUUAAUUUUUUUUUUUUUUAAGCAGUCAUCACCUCAUUGUUUAAUUUUUGUAUAAUGUUUGAGAUUUAUGUUUGGUUCAGAAGUUUUAGUCUGUUGACUACGGAAUUGAAAGGAUUUUUAUGAACAUUCUUAAGAAGAAAACCACUCGCUGUCUAUAGCAACUUCAGCUGAAAGUUCUGGCUAGACUUGCCUGGAUGACUGAAUAAAUAAAAAAGAAAAGAAGUC
Messenger RNA from Ictalurus punctatus (channel catfish), 2496 nucleotides. It is a transcript of the gene nherf1a, whose product is annotated as NHERF family PDZ scaffold protein 1a. The coding region runs from base 226 to 1401 and encodes 391 amino acids. The record is from RefSeq and is a predicted model, not a curated record. Gene Ontology annotation, molecular function: protein-membrane adaptor activity; signaling receptor binding. The transcript is spliced from 6 exons. Gene Ontology annotation, cellular component: apical plasma membrane. NCBI's taxonomy places the organism in Eukaryota, Metazoa, Chordata, Actinopteri, Siluriformes, Ictaluridae. Gene Ontology annotation, biological process: protein localization to plasma membrane.